GCUCAGAGCAUGCUAAAAUGGAGAUUGUCCGCAGUAUCUCUUCCAAUGGACGCGAGUAGUUAACUGCCUUCUAUGAAUACCAAAAGCCCUGACGAGCCACGGUACUUGCCUGUCGGUGGUGAUUUUGCAGAAUCUAGUGCUGCUCAAAACGAAGGACUUGGAGGAGAUAUGGAGCGAAAGCCGCUCCUAGAUAACUCAAAGGACAAGCCCCUUUCCAAAAAGGCAGGAUGGCUUCGCGUGGUACUUGCCGUGUUGGCAUCUACGGCAUGGAUGGUCGUGUCGUCUGGAUUGAUUAUCGUUAACAAAUACAUCAUGGUGGACUUGAAGUUCAAGUACCCAAUGACCGUCAGCGUAAUGGGCAUGGCGAUGAGCGGCUUGCUUGGCUUCGCAUGCUGUCGCAUCUUCCGCUUAGUGGACACACACGUGGUCGUAAGACCGCGUUUCUGGGUCGUGAAGAUACUGCCAAUAGGCUUUUUCAUGGCCGUGACGCUGUGGACGGGUAACCAGGUGUAUCUCUACCUCACGGUGGCCUUCAUUCAGAUGCUCAAAGCCUUCACCCCCGUCGUCACCAUGGUCUGCCUCUUCAUCGCCCGGCUAGAAGACCCCACUCGCCCCAUGAUUGCAUCCGUCCUCUUCACAGCCCUGGGCACCGCAGCCGCAGCCUACGGCGAAGUCCGCAUGUCCGUGGUUGGCCUCAUCCUCAUGUUCUCCUCCGAAACCGCGGAGUCCAUCCGCCUUGUGAUGACGCAAUUCCUGCUUGUGGGUCUCAAGUUCCACCCGAUUGAGGGCCUUAUGUAUCUGGCACCCGCCUGCUGUGUUUGGCUAUUCCUGGGAGCUGCCGUGGUGGAGCUGCCGGUCAUCCGGGCCUCGGGCGACAUGGCAAUUGUGUACGACAAUGUGUGGCUGUUCCUUUGUGCGGCGGUGAUGGGCUUUGCGGUCAACACCCUGGCCUACACCACCAUCAAGCUCGCCUCCAGCCUCACGCUCAAGGUGCUCGGGACCGUCAAAAACACGCUGUUGGUGGUGUUUGGCGUGCUGUUCUUCCGCGAGGUCGUCACGGGCGUGCAGGGGCUGGGGUACCUUGUGUCGCUAACGGGGUUUGCGUGGUACAACUACAUCAAGAUGACCCAGAUCGCGGGAGGGGC
Messenger RNA from Astrephomene gubernaculifera, 1145 nucleotides. The record is from the annotation of a GenBank genome assembly. Lineage: Eukaryota; Viridiplantae; Chlorophyta; Chlorophyceae; Chlamydomonadales; Astrephomenaceae.